CCCUCGCUCUCUCUCGAUGUGUACAGAUCACACAGGAUGGGCCCAUGGUGGUGAUGGGGCCCAGUCGGCAGUUGCUGGCCUCCAGGGAGGAGGUGGAGGUGACGGAGAGAGGGACCUACCCUCCAGUGGCCUACAACCAGACAGUGAACCGGACCUGUAUCCUGUUCUGGGCAGGUAGCAUUCAGAUCUCCAAAGGGGGCCACGUGGUGGAGCUGACCAACCGCACCUUCGGGCCAGGAGCUACGGUCGAUGUCAGCAGCUCAACGUGCACCAACCAAACAGCCAACUUGGUCCUGGAGUAUGAGAACGUUGAGGAACUGGGCUCUGUCCGCAUCGUCUUCCGGAUGUCUAAUCAGCUGUACAAGGUUUCUGCGAAGUGGUGGUUCACCGUGGACCAGGUGGAGGUGUAUUCUGACGGUGAUCGCGCCUCCUUUAACGUCACCCAGAUCUACGCUCCGGCCAUCUACUCCUACCACUGCCAACGGGUCGCCCACGAUACUCAGUCCGGUUCCAUCCUCCCGUGGUCCACCAGCACCCAGCACUGGGUGGUCAUCUUCGAGGAUUUCCAGGUAUGGGUCCUGCUGCCCCUCCCCUCCUGAGUAAUCGUCACAGAU
Messenger RNA from Chiloscyllium plagiosum (whitespotted bambooshark), 614 nucleotides. The record is from RefSeq and is a predicted model, not a curated record. Lineage: Eukaryota; Metazoa; Chordata; Chondrichthyes; Orectolobiformes; Hemiscylliidae.